Molecule: messenger RNA, 867 nt
Organism: Panicum virgatum (switchgrass)
Lineage: Eukaryota; Viridiplantae; Streptophyta; Magnoliopsida; Poales; Poaceae
Product: pectinesterase inhibitor 8-like
Exons: 1
Coding region: 113-661 (182 amino acids)
Molecular function (GO): enzyme inhibitor activity
Source: RefSeq, a predicted model, not a curated record
UCUCCCAAUAAGAACUGACGCCCACGGCACCUCUGCACAUUGCCACCACCAGGCUCUGCAAUAAUCCAUCAAGAAUCAACGCCGCAGCGCACUGUCCAGAAGCCACCGGAGCAUGACGAGUAGCUCGAAGAGCGAGAGCCUCCUCGUCGCAGCCGUGGCUUUCGCCACGCUCCUCGCCGCCGACGCGACCGUGGAAACGACGUGCAAGGCGGCUGCCGGCGCGGACGCGCGCGUCGACUACGGCUUCUGCGUGUCGGAGCUGAGCAAGCACCGCGACAGCCCCGGCGCGGACGCGUGGGGCCUGGCCAAGGUGGCGGCCAACCUCGGCGUCAACAACGCCGGCGGCGCGGUCCGCGACGCGGAUGCCCUCCUGGGCAGGCCGCCGGGCGCGGGCGCCGACGACGCGAAGAAGAGGGCGGCGCUGGGGCAGUGCCGCAGGCUCUACUUCGACAUGGAGCUCUCGUUCGCCGGGGCGUACGACGAGAUCAACGCGCGGGACUACGCGGCGGGGAAGGAGAUGGCCGCGGAGGCCAUGGCGCUGGCGCGCCGGUGCGACGACGUCUUCGCCGAGGCCGGGGUCCCGUCGCCGCUCGCGCGGCGCGGCGAGUACGCCGGGCAGAUCGGGGUCGUGUGCACUGCCAUCACCGACCUCAUCAAGUGAUGCGUUCAGAGUUCACGUGCUCGUUCCUUUCAUCUUGUACCCAAUAACUGAGGCAUCAUUUCUUCGACUAGUCAGCUGUUUCUUCCAUCUUCCGUCAACCUGCGAGAUUGUGAGAAUGUCGGAGGCUUGUGACAACAGUCGGCAGUCGCCAAACUGAUCACUAAAGCUCACCGGAGUCCGGAGACAUGAAAAUAUUUUUUUUCCUC